AUGGACAGCACAAGGUCAUGUCGGGAAGACACCGUCAUUAAGGGCACCUCACCGGCUGCUGGCGACAGUGUACAGCAGAUGAGUCCGCUGCUCGAGUUGCCUGCCGAGCUGAGAAACACCAUCUACGCCAUGACCAUGCCUACUGAUGCAGUGAUCAAUUAUCACACCGGCGCCGAUGCUACAUAUCCAAGGCAGCCACGGCUACUACAAGUCUGCCGGCAGAUCAGAUCUGAAGCAGGCUCUCUCUACUACCGAGGAAACACCCACAAGUUCCACAUACCGGAUCUGGACGCAGCACAGUACAUACACUGGUCUCAGUGUUCGCCGCAACACAAGAAAGCAAACAUCCACCUUCACAUGUCAUUCGCGAUCCCGUUUGUUCUGGCUGGCAAAUACUUCCCCGGGGGUCUAGCCGCGAAAGACGAUCCCGAGCGACUUUGGCCCAAAUUGCGGUCAUGGCUACAGCAUUACCAUGCAUGUGAAUGCCUCGGCGUAGCGCGACCUGUUGAUGGAACGGAGUACAGCCUGAAGGUCGCGAACACGGUGUCCGAGAUGUUCGAAAUGGUCCACAAGCUAGGACAUGAUCAUGGCUUAUAUUGGCCUCAGAUUGAGGCUGUGCUUGAGAACGUGCAGGGCGCUCUAGCAUCUGCCAACGUGGUAUGGCAGUUACGAUAA
Molecule: messenger RNA, 675 nt
Organism: Fulvia fulva
Lineage: Eukaryota; Fungi; Ascomycota; Dothideomycetes; Mycosphaerellales; Mycosphaerellaceae
Exons: 1
Coding region: 1-675 (224 amino acids)
Source: RefSeq, a predicted model, not a curated record